UGGAUUGACAAUUUCGAAAAUUCAUUUUCGAUUUGUAUGCUACUUUCAAUUCACCAUUAUUAUCAACGACAAAAAUGUCAACAGAAAAUAUGGACAAAUCUGCAGAUCUGCUUAAAUCUAAAGGAAAUGAAUCCUUUUCAAAAGGUAAUUAUCAAGCAGCAAUUGUUUGUUAUAGCGAUGCAAUCGCCAAGGAUCCAUCAAAUUCUGUACUGUAUUCAAAUCGUGCUAUUUCAUACAUUAAAAUCGAAGACUAUCUUCAUGCUGAACAUGAUUGUAAUAAAGCCAUUGAAUUGGAUCCGAAAUUUGUUAAAGCUUAUUAUCGUCGUGGAAUAGCGCGUAAAAAUCUUGGCCGUUAUCAAUCAGCAUUACAAGAUUUUCGUGAAGCCAUCACAUUAUCACCGAAUAAUUCAGAUAUAAACAAAGAAAUUGAUAUUACAUCCAAGAUAUUGGAUUCAAAACAGCCGAUACGAUUGAAACCAUUGAUGAUUAAGGAUGAAAAUUUACGAUCUAAAAUGCCAUUAAUUGAUGUACCCAUUCAUAUUUACCGAUAUUCACCAUCAUCAUCAAAUGAUGAUGAUGAUGAUGAUGGUGGUGAUGAUCGACGACAACUGCUAGAAAAUCAAAUUCGUAAAUUAAUACUAGAACAAAAACCGCAAAAUUUUGUUGAAUUUGAUCGAUUUUGGCGUGAAUUGAAGACAGCAGAUUUGAAACAACAAUAUUUAUCGACAAUCGAUAUCGAUAGUUAUCGUAAAAUAUUUGAAUAUCCAUUUGAACCGGUGUUAUUAUUCGAUGUUUUACAGACACUUUCACAGCUAUCGAAUUAUUCAUUUGUAUUCGAAAUACUCGAUGAAGCCAUCACAAAAAUGCCAAGAUUUGAUCUAAGCUUUUCGUUUCUUUCGCCAAAAGAAUCUGAAAUUUUGAAAAAUUUAUUUACAAAUUUAAUGAAAAAUUUAAUGUAA
Dermatophagoides farinae (American house dust mite) is the source of this 959-nucleotide messenger RNA. The record is from RefSeq and is a predicted model, not a curated record. Lineage: Eukaryota; Metazoa; Arthropoda; Arachnida; Sarcoptiformes; Pyroglyphidae.